Molecule: messenger RNA, 9658 nt
Organism: Lymnaea stagnalis (great pond snail)
Lineage: Eukaryota; Metazoa; Mollusca; Gastropoda; Lymnaeidae
Source: the annotation of a GenBank genome assembly
AAAGAGAAGAAAAGAUAGACUGAGAAAAUCCUAGCAAUUUUCACACAGUGUAAGUGAAGGUACAUAUUGGUCGAUUUAUACUGAUGCAUCAUUAAGAUCAUUAAUCUUAUUAAUUGUCCAAGAUUUAACUACUGAUUUGAGUUAUGCAUAGAGCAUAUGUAUGUUUAAGUAGUCAAUAAAGUAAACCACAAAAAAUUAGAAUUCGGAAUUUUUUGUGUAGAGUUGUAGCAUACAAAUAAAUAUUUAAAGGCUUAACAGCAUAUAGUUUUUUUACAAGGGGUAUUUUGAGAAAUAGGCCUACAGACAGUGCUAUACCAUCUUGCCGCCUUUAAACAAUAUAGUCUUCCAGACAGUUCUACACCAUAACUGAUCUAACUGUGGCUAGGUACUUGCUUGGGUAAAAUUUUCAAAAUGAAGUUAUAGUAUAGUUAUAGUAUACUAGUAUAGCUGGAAGAGCUAGUUCCCUAGUUGGUUAGAGAGGGCCUGAAAAAUGUAAUUCAUUGAUACCAAAAUUAAUGUUUGUUGUUCGUUUCUAAAGAAAGUUAUGAUUUCUAUUGUGAAUCAUUUGGGGGUAACUCUAUUGACACUUUUACAGUCCGAUGCGCACGAAAUAAGCCGAUUUUUUCCUUAGCCUUAAGCUUACAGUCCGUUGCGGCCAAACCCAUCGUUUUGAGGUUGUUUACUUUCAUUCUUAGCACAGCGGAAAUCCUUUGCUCAUUCCUACUUUUUAUAGUUCUACUGGAAGAAAGCCUUGUUGUCUGCAUUUAUUUUGAUACUAGAAUGGCUUUCCAAGCCUUGGAUAAAAUUUUGAAAGAACUUAGGCCUAAUGAAGUUUCACUAUUUCAUGAAUCUAGCAGCUAUAUUGAAGAAUCUGAUAUAAACAUUAAUUUAAAUGACACGACUGGUAAUAGGGAUUCAAGUGAAGAAGAUAAUAGUAAUAGUAGAUACAUCGAUGACAAAAGACCUAUCAAUUCCACUCCAGCUGAUCAGCAAGAUCAUGAGUGGUCUGGGAAACUAUUUAUAGGUGCAACUUUUGCUUAAAUCAUUUAUUUGUAUUUUGGUUAUUUUUCUUUUCUUUUCUUGCUUAUAGUUUAUUUUCUAUAAAUAAAUUAGAUAUAGAAUCUUCAUUUAAAAUGGAGUUAUGUCCCUUUGCUUGGUCUCUGGGAGUAGAAAAGGCUUGGACUGUAAAGGGUUAAUUGAGACUCCCGGUAAAGGAAAAUAUAAAAGUAACUAAAAUGAAAACUGGACAGAGAUUUGAGUUAUAUUAUGUUAAAAAGAGCAGUAUAUUGAAGUUUAAGAAAUAAAUGAAGAUAACUAUUUCACACCAUGACCAUAUAAUCUGUGAUUGUAAUAACAUUAUCCAAAUGUCAUAUAAUAAAUUCCAUAGUACUCGAGAUGACUGCAUAUUAAUAUUCAAAAUGGCCAUCAAAUUUCCUUUGUCAUAUUUGAAUAUGAAUACAACUUGAAAAAUAUUCUCCAAAAUAUAUGGUCAUGUAGAUCAAAUUGUUUAUAAUGAAAAGAAGAAAAAUAAUAAGUAGCAUAUUGAAGUGUAAACUCAAGUGUCCCUUAAAAAUUUAAUUUAUUUUAUAUCAAUGCAAAAUAAAAAUUUGAUGAAAAAAUGCAAUAUUCAGAUUAUAAUAGAGGCUUGGGGGUUUCUUUUAAUUUGUUUUUCUUUUUGCUAAGUGUAGCAUUAGUUUUUCAUAGAAGCCCUACCAUUAAAAAAGAAUUGUGCUGCUUUAAAAAAUAUUCCUAUAAAUUGCAAACAUGAUUAACUUGAGGAAAUCAUAGGCCUUUAACUCAUUACUUACGUCUGGGCUACUUCCGUACUUAAUUUAUAUGCCUGAGAAAGGAAAGUAACUCUGUUUUGAAAUUGAUUUAAAUUAGUAAAAUAUUUUUUUAAGCUGCUAAAUAUUAUUUAAUGUUAAUGAAUUAAGAACAAAGGACCCAAAAAAUGAAUAAGGUUUAUUAAAAAUAUAAAAUUAGCGGCGAAAAAAUAAUGAACAAUGACCAAAAAAUCAAUUUUCAGCACCUCGGACGAACACAUGUUACAUAUAGUUGCGCCAUACUAAAGCACACAUAGUUUUAAAGUGAAACAAGAUAAAAACUUCCGGUUUUUAAAUUGAAAUCACGCUGAAUCGGGCCAUCGUCAGAAGUUUCGAGGGAUGCGAGAUUUCAUUGCUAUUUUUAAAUAGAAAUGAGAGUGGUGUGUCACUAUGCACUGGGAUGCAUUUGAAUGCAUCUGUCGAAACUCCAAAGGAUGCAUUUAGUCCCAACCGCUGGGAAUGAGUUAAAAUAAAAUGAAGUCUUUUUUGUGUGAAGUAUUUUAAAAUACCAAUUCAUCUUAAUACUAAAUAUAUCUUAAUUUUAAAUCUAUUAUGAAUAUAAAACCAAUUUUUGUUCACAUUUCUGUGCUACACAUCAAGCAGCUUAGACCAAACUCCUAAAUAAGCCUAUUAUAUAGUGGUGGAAAUAAAGAAAGACAAUUAAAUAUCUUCUUCUUCUUCUUCUAUAUCUUAAGGGCCCACGAUCAAUUUAUUGAUCAUUUUGGCUCCUAUGCAUGUAGAUGGGAUUUGCAAUGUUUCUGUUACUGGUGGUGAUGAGGAAAUUAUGCACUAGGGGUUUGAAGGCUUGAGGCAAUAGACACAAAUGCGUCUAGUGUUGUCGCCUCAACUGUUCCUUUUGAAAGAUGGUUCCAGUCCCUGAUUGUCUUGGGCAGGAAUGAGCAGCUCCUAUACUGGCUUCUUGCUGGUAUGAGCCUGAAUUGCCUGUCAUGGCCUCGUCGCUGUCUAUGGGGGAGAGGGACGAGUUUCUGUUUAAUACUGGAACAGUGGACCAGCCCAUUAUUUAUCUUGUACAUCAUGGAGAGCCUGGAUUGUCGUCGUCGUUUCUCCAAUGGUGACCAGCCUAGUGUUUCUAGCAUGCUGCCAACACUAGAGGUAUUCCUGUAGCGGUUUAGGACAAAGCGUGCUGCUCGUCGCUGGACCGCCUCCAACCUGUCAAUGCUCUUCUGGGUAAAUGGGUCCCAGACUGAAGAUGCAUAAUCUAAAAUCGGACGGAUAAAGGCUUUAUAUGCUCUUUCUUUCACACAGGAGUUGCCAAUCUUUAGAUUUCGCCUUAAGAACCCCAAGGCUUGGUUUGCUUGGUUACAUACAUUGUUAAUAUGCUCGUCCCAGCGGACCUCUCUUUGAAUGGUAACACCCAGGUACUUUACGGAGGAAACUUGCUCAAGAAUAUGGCCGUGCAGUUUGUAUUGGUAGUGUAGAGGAGUACAACUUCUAGAGAUUGAUAGUGUCUGGCACUUGGCAGGAUGAAAUUAUAUGAUCUAAUUAUAUGAUGAAAUUAUCUAAUUAUAUGACUCCUUAGCUAAUAAUAUUUACCUCAUAUAACUUAAAAUAGCGCUUUUAACAUUGUUUAGUAAUCAGAUUACUUAAGUUUUAAAAAUUAUUUGCUGAGGUGAUCAGGAGCAAAUUUCUACCAUCAUGAAAAUGGAUCCAGGGAGGAAACACCCAUGUGGUGACUUUCUAGAAAAUUUAAUACUAUUGUUGGGGUAGGUUGGAGGAAUUUUUAUUUGCCCAUUCUUGUAGAUAAUUGGAUGCUUUUAAACAGUGGUUAUCAUGAAAAUCACAAAGGGUGGAGAAUGGACGAGAAAUUAAAUAGUACCCUUAGCUUAUUCAACUUGAUACAAUUUUAAUUUUACAAAAAAUUCUUGAUUUAAAAUGAGAAGACACAGUAUUGUUCUGCAUCCAGUUCUCUUUAAAAUGAUCUAUCACACAACCUAUUUAACAAAUAAAUGACCAGCGACUGUGGCUCUUAAUUGAUUAAUAUAAUAUUUGCCUCCCUCUAAAGAAAUUUUUUUAUCUGAGUUCACUUGUCAUGCAUGACAGCCUUUUUUUUUCCCACUCCGUACCAUUAAUAUAAAACAUGUGGAGUUGUGGGGGGAAGGCGUUUUAGAAAAGGAAGCAACAUAUACCUGAAGGAAAAAAAAAAAAAAUAAUAUAAUUAUAAUUAUAUAAGAGAUUAUUAAUACUAUACAAAAGGCCAUUUUGAUUUUAAUUCACUUAGGCUACUUAGUGGUGCUUAGCAAUGAAAUACAUUUGCGACCAAUCGUUCAAAAGCAAAUUUGCUGAAAUCUGAUAAUUCAAAAUAUUUUUUAAAGACUUUGGACAUUGGACAUACAAAUAAAUUAAAUAUUAUUAAACACACCUAUUUGACUAUUGCCAGCCAAUAAGUUGAAUACGGCAUUAAUUCAUAUUGGAAAAAGGAGGCUUUUGCAUUAAAUUAUUGGUCAACUUAUGUUUGGUGUGCAACUUUGAGUUUCUGUGCAGUGUGCAAGAUUCUCUUCCUUUAGUUUAUUCAUGUAUUGUUACUACAGUUAACUUUUCCUAUUUUAAUAUUAAUGCGCUCAUGAAAUGUUUUAAAUUUAAAUUAAUAUUUCAUUUGGUGGUUAAUUAUAAUAUUUAAAGGAGGCUAAUUUUCUGGCAUUUAGAAAAAUGGAAAUUUUUUUCUAACAUCUUUUGGAUUUUAUUUUUGGUAGAACCUGCAAUAAAGUGUGUAAAAGUGUAUUCAAUUCAAUGAAACUUUAAGUUUCGUUUUCAAUAUUUUGAUGUUAAAAAAAAUGUUAAUCUAUUAAUCAAAUUUACAAUUUUCUCAGCACAGUACAAUGUGUUACCGUAGCAUGUGAACACUUGGUUUUUAGGUAAAUUUAUGCUCUAGUUAAAGGGGACGAAAUUUAUGUUUGAGUUAUGGAUACUGACUUAGCAUUCAGGUUAGGUAGUGUAGUAGAUUUUAGCAUUGAAGAUUUUUCGUUAAAUUUUAAAAUUUUUUUUCCUAAUUUGCACAUUCUCUCCCUUUCCCCUCCCCAUUUUAUCAGACAGUUUUGGCAUUACUUUUUUUAUACCUUAAUUGAAAAAGUUGUGACAGUUUUAGUGCAGAUGUUUGUGGUGAAAUGACUGAUUAGUCACAGAUUUAGGAUAAAUAUAUAUGGAAAAAUUCCAACAAACUUUUUUGCUACUUGACAUAAAAACAUAAAUUUAGUAUCAUUGGAUUACAAUUUAUGAUCUAAAUUUAUUUAAUAUAAAACCACUUUGAAUUUUUUAGUUAAGUACUUACUGUGUAGUUAAAAACUUAAUAUCCCCCUUGAGAUGUUGGCUUGUUUAUUUUGAUGUCAUUUGGACAAGUUAUACUGGGCCUAGUCUCAAAGGGGGAAGUGUGGGCUCCUAAAAGAUUAUGCAAAUAUUUAUCUUGUCUUUAAAAUUUUAAAUGAAUUAUUCCCUUUGAUUUUGAUGUUCUCGUUACGAAGUAACUGAUGAUUGUUACAAUGCAAUGAAAUGGAAUGGAUUGCACAAAUCCUACAAAUUGAAACUGUAGAUAAAAUUUUAAUCUGUAGGUCAUUAGGAUCCUAACCAGCAGUUCAAAGCUUUGAAGCCAUGAAAAGCACACAUGGCAAUUGACAUAAAGUGUAUAAAUAGAACAGUUGAUAGCAAGAAUGUCUUUUAAAUUUUAUUUAAAAUUUGGAAUGUGCCAGGAACGUACAGUGAAUGCUUAUAUACAGACAGCAAACUAAACAGUACAAAUAGAGAAUGAAGACAAGAGGAGAACUUAUCUUAUGCUGUGUUCGAGAGAAGGUAUACGGAAGAAAGUGAUGUCACAGAGCUUUCUUCUAUUGAGUGCAGGAAGACCAGUAGUACUAGUUUUUCAGAUCAGAUUUCUAUGGAAGUAUCCUUAAAUGCUAUCAGAUUUACAACACCAGAUCAUAGUCCCCACUGUGUAAUGUUUCUUUGAUUUAACUGAUAAAGUUUUGUUUGUACAAUAUUUUGCUUUUUUUUUUGUUUUGCAGACAAUAUGAAUCAAAUUAAACAAGAGCCUUGGGAUACUGGCUCUGACUAUCAAGAUUAUCAGUGGAACAGCAACAGUCACUUGCCAGUUUCAUCUUAGUAAGUUCAAUAAUUUAACAUAAACAAAUCACUGCUUAACAAACCUAAAAGUUUCCAAAAAAAUUUGGCUUUUGAUCUUUAUAAUUUACACAAAAAAAAUGCCAGCAAUUUAAUUUAAGUAAAGAAAAUGGUAACAAUACUUUAUUUACAAGUCAAAUGUAAUUUAGUCAAUUUAGUUUUUAAAAGUAGUAUAAAAUAUAGAUAGUCUGUAAUAUUUUAUUAUUUGAAUUUUGUUCUUCCAAUUAUCACUGUUUUAUUAAAUUGCUUUUCAGCUUUAACCCUGAAAUUCUAGCCACCCAUGUCAAGGUAGAGGCAGAAGAAGACAGUUACUCACAGUCUUCAAGUGGACCACCACUAUCAAUACCAAAAGAGCCUAAAAAAAGAGGACGGCCUAAGAAAGUCAAGGAUGAAAGGUAUACUACAACAUAAUUGGGCUUAGCCCACAUUACCUAUUUUAAUUUGAUUGAAAUUAUUCGAUUUUAAAUAAAGUAGAUUAUAUGUACCUCUACAUAUGUAUUCUUGACAUCAAAUGUUUCAAUAAAAUGAUUCUAAGGAAAACUUUGAACUAUCACUUUUUGACAAUUUGAUGAUCCAAAAUGGGUUUUACCUUCUUUGAAAAAUGUGUAUCAGUGGUGAAAGUGAGGGCAAAACUGGAGAAAAAAGAAUCAAGCAAGAGUCAGUGACAGACCAGCUGAGUGUUGUCAAGAAAAGAAGAGACAGGUUUAAUGGGAUGCCAGAAGAAGAAGUAUUACAGAAACUACUUCCUGACCACCUAGCACCUAACCUUGAUAUCCUCAUUGUAAGCUGAAAACUUUUCUUGUGCACAUGUGUUUAAUUUUGUGGAAAGAAAUAUUUGUUACUUUUUGGUGUCUUAAAGCAUAAAGGUUUUUUUUAACAAAAAUUCUUCACUAAAAUAUUUGAUAAACUCAUUAUCUUUUAUCACUUUGUUAACAAUUAUAUAGUAAUUCACCACAUGAUAGCCUUAGAUCUGAUUAUUAUGACGAGAGCAAUGUAUUUAUGGCCUUCAAAGUUUAUUACAAGAAUUUAGAAUGUUAAAAAGUAGUGGAGAUAUUUUAAUCUUUCUUUUUUUAUGGAAUGGAAUUGUCAGCUCAGUAAGGCAGCUCUUCUUAGGGAGGAGGUAACCAUGAGUUAUAGACUUCAAACACCAGAUUUUGAAGACAGAGGCCAGCUUGGUGUGGGAUUAAAAUUUGUCUGCCUACGCUAACCCAACCCAAAAAUUUGUAACCUAUGGGUUUUUAAUUUCAUAAAUAACAUUUUCUUAUCUAGAUUGGCAUUAAUCCAGGAUUGUUUGCUGCAUAUGUGGGUCACCAUUAUGCUGGGCCAGGAAAUCACUUCUGUGAGUUGUUUUUUGUUGUUGCUGGUUUCUUUCAAAGAUACAUUUAUUUAUGAAGCCUGAUAAUUGAAACAAACUUGUUCACCUCAUAGUACCAUCAUCUUAUUUCACUUCUUUCUUUCUCAGUCUUAGAUUGUCUUAACAUUUCAGCGUCUGUUCAUGACAGAAUUAAUGUCGGUUAUGAUCCACUUAAAUAAAAUAUUAAAUAAAUAAAAGUUUACCUUUUAAGGGCAUUAUCAAAUAAUGUGUCCCCAUUUCGGCUCUACCUUUGGGCACUGAGAAAAGUAACUGAAUUGAAAAAUGGCUAAAGAGGUGUUUAUUGUUGAUGGCUUUUUAAAAUAAUUUUAACAACUCUGAGUGUUUUAUGUUUUUAAUUUGUUAGUAAGUGAUAAUGUCUUCAUGAUCCAUACUGAAAUGAAAAGCAAAGACCUAACAAAAAAAUGGUUUUAUGCCGUUAGAUAUGCUUAAUAUUAAUUGUAAAAUGAUGUUUACAAAUUAUGAACUAGAAAUGGUCUUAAACCAUUUUUGAAAAACUAAUUCAUCUAGACUAAAUAAACAAUAAUAUCAUAUCUAAGAGUUUAGUGAGAUUAGAAAAACAAUUUGUUGCUUGUUAAUGUUUUAAAAUGGAUCCACCUCCGAGACCUGUUUAUAAAGUGUUUCCUUUUACCCCAUCAUCCAGGGAAGUGUCUCUACUUAUCAGGACUUAUACCCGAACCAAUGAAUGCAUAUGAUGAUUACAAGCUGCUUUCAUAUGGGAUCGGUUUCACAAAUAUAUGUGCAAGAACAACCAGAGGGAGUGCAGACCUUAAAAAGUGAGAGCUUUAACUCAAUUUUAUGGGUUGUCAAAUUUCUGUUAAAAGCCAUAUAAAAUAAUCUUUGUUCAUAAUUGAUUUUAAUGCCCAUCAAUUUAAAAACACUAACAAAUCUUUUACUGCUCCUCUCACAAAAAAAAAAAAAUUCCAAUUUGUGAAGUACUAUUUCUGUCAUUCUAUAGCUGCUACUGUUAUUGGAAACAUUUUGCUUCUAUUCUUCACCUUGCUUUCAUUUGCUUUAGAUUAAAAAAAAAAAAAUUAUUAUUGUUUUGAAGGCAAGAAAUUAGAGAUGGAGCUGAAAUACUGAGAAAGAAAAUAGCAUUAUACAAGCCCAAAAUAGCUGUGUUCAAUGGCAAAGGUAAACAAUUAUUAUUAUUAUUAUUAUUAUUAUUAGAUAUAGAAAAUAAAUAUGCUCUCAAUUUCAUAGUCCUGGGUAUUUAAAACUGCGUUAAAUUUAAGGCAUUUUUACUUGACAGGAAUCUAUGAAGUAUUCAGUGGAAACAAAAAUUUUAACAUAGGCAAGCAGCCUGAGAAAGUGGAAGGAACAGACACUGUGAGUACAUCUCUGUUGACACAAAGGUUAUGUCAACAUGAUUCAUUUACUCAGGCCUGACUUUAAACAUCAGGGAAAAUAUAUAGAACUUACUCUCUUAAAUGUUUCAAAAUUGAUUUUCAGAUAAAUAUCUAUGUGUGCUAAAAUUAUUUUAUUAAUAACUGAAAGUAAGAACUGUUUAAAGAAAGAGCCAGCAUUGAAUCAUUGGUUGAUGAGACUGGUAUGUGAUCUUAUUAGUAGACAAAGAUUUAAUUAUAGAUAAUAUAAUAUAUUCUUCUUGACUUUUUUUUAUGUGUAUAUAAGAAUUAAUUCAAUGUAAUUGUUACGAGAGGUUCAUGCUUUCAACUCCCAGAUUCUGUUUGUGAUGCCAUCCUCAAGUGCAAGAUGUGCACAGCUACCAAGAGCAGCAGACAAGGUGCCAUUUUACCUGGCACUGAAGAAACUUCGAGACCACCAGAAUGGAGAUUUGCCGACACUAGACGAGUCAGAGGUGGUCUUCCCGGUGAUCGAUCACAAGCCAAAGACUGAAGUGAAAGAAGAUGUCAGUGACGAGGAUGACGAUUCCAGGAUGUCGCUGGGUGACUCAUCCAAAGAAAUGACGCUGGAGCAGAUCCAGAUGCAGGCUGAGUAUCUGGAGGCACUUGCUGCUAGUGCUGAAGGAAAGGACAUUCCAAUGGAAAGUUGGAGCACCAGGAAGCAAAAAUGUAAGAGACUUAUCAGGGGAGACAACAGUAUUGACACAGAAGCGUCGGGUUCGGGAGAUGAAUCCUCCCUGGGAUUCAACACACAAAUUCAAUAUUAUAAACCCGACAUCAGCCUCUCUAACCCUUCAACUUUUGGCAUCAACAUGAGUUUAGAUAUCAAGCAAGAGGUGCCCUAUGAUGUCGGUGAAUAUGGGCCUGUUGCUGUCAAUGGCCCGGCUGCUCAGAAGGUGAGCUAUGAGCCAUGCUGCACAGAUCCAUACCCAAGCCAGCCCUCCCCUCAGUACCUAAGCCUUGGAGAAACA